This is a messenger RNA of Oncorhynchus keta (chum salmon), 7168 nucleotides long. RefSeq lists its product as uncharacterized. Gene Ontology annotation, cellular component: cytoplasmic vesicle. The record is from RefSeq and is a predicted model, not a curated record. Bases 295 to 4122 code for a protein of 1275 amino acids. The transcript has 12 exons. Gene Ontology annotation, molecular function: protein binding. NCBI's taxonomy places the organism in Eukaryota, Metazoa, Chordata, Actinopteri, Salmoniformes, Salmonidae.
CUGUCCCUCUCCCCUCCCACCUCUCGCCUCCCUCCUCUCCCCCCUGCCCCCACCAUUUCCAUCUCCAACUCCACCACCCCUCCUGCCAUCCCUCCCCCGCCCUCUCUCCCCCCUCCUCCCUCUUUCCAUGCGUUGGAUGAUGAGAUCCGUAAGCUACUGGUGCUAGCAGGACUGACCCAGGCUGAGCUCCUCAAACUCAGCCCAGAGCUGGGGGUUUGUGUGGGGGGACUGGAGGAGGAGGGAGAGGGGGAGACCCACCACACCUCCAGGCCUGGACAGACACAAGAUAGAGGGAUGAGGAGAAAAGAGGAGAAGGCUAAGGAGCAGUAUGAUAUAGAUGGGUUGGCUGUGGAUGGAUGGAGAAAUGGAGGAGAGAGGUCAGAGGUGGAGAGGGAUAGAGAGACUGAUAUAUUUGGAGGAGUAAAGGAGGAUGAGGGAGAGAAAGAGGAGAGCAGAGAUGUGUUUAGAACCACGUCUUUCACUGACAUGGCGAGAAGGAGGAAGAGAAACAGCGGGUUUGGGGCUAACGUUAGCCUAGCAUCUGACUCCUACUACAGCACUGGCAAUACCAACACCUCUAACAAUGUUAACUUCGAGACUUUCAAAUAUUCCCCUGUGCUCUCGGAAACCCCUCCCCCGCCUCCCCCGCGUCCCUUACCCCCUGUCCCCCCUACCCUGCCCCCCCUCAAAGUUUGCACCCUUCUCGCCAACUCUUUACGCCCUGAGCGAUUUGAUUGGCUCAUGGCUUUCUCCCCCGAUGGUGAAACCCUGACCCUGCCCCCGCCCUUGGAAGUUAGAAAAUCCAAUGAGGAAACCCUGAAGAAAUCUACUUCCGGGUCAACGUCGUCAUCUGGGUCAACAUCAGGGUCGAGUUCAAAAGUGAUGACCUUCAAGGAACUGCGUAACCGUAGCAAACACAGCUCCCCGGCCUACCAACUAAUAACUGAACCGGAUCCUGAUCCCACAGUCAUAACCCCUGACCCUGACUUCCUCUACAACCUCAAGUGGAGGAGGGAAAAGACGGACAGCGACGGAAUCCAAUGGGAGUACACCUCCCAGGCCCAGGCCACCUUCCUGCAACCACCUCCCCUCACCUCACUGGCAGCUUUUAGGGAAAUGUUCCAGAAAGCAGAGGAUGCGAUUGGACAACCCGAGUUAUGUCCCUCGCAGCGGAUUGGGUGCUCAGCCAGUGAAGGGAACCUGUGGAGGAUGGAUGGACAGAGAAAAGAGGAGGGAGAAAAGAGGAAAGAAGAGGUGGAGGUGAGAGGAACAGCUGAUGGAGGAAGAACCUGUGAGUCAAGAACGACAGUGUCCUCACCCCCUCUCUCCCUGGCCCACUCCCAGCCCUCCUCCUAUUUCCUCCACUCUGUAAUCCCUCCUUACCACCCAGGAUACUGUGGUGCUCAUACGAGACCAGUCCCCAGGACCCAACCUCACAGCCACACUGAAAUCCAGUCCACAGCCAUAGGCCCUAACCCCUACACUACCCAGUCCACGGCCCCUAACCCCUACACUACCCAGCCCACAGCCAUAGGCCCUAACUCCUACACUAACCAGUCCAUGACCCCUAACCCCUACACUACCCAGUCCACAGCCACGACCCCUAACCUUUACACUUCCCAGUCCACGACCCCUAACCCCUACACUACCCAGUCCACAGGCACGACCCCUAACCCCUACACUACCCAGUCCACGACCCCUAACCCCUACACUACCCAGUUAUCUAACCCCUUUGCUACACCAUACACUCACACAGAUAUAAAUGAAGACAGCCAUGGAACUUAUUCUGAGAAUGAUAUUGAUUCUGGAUAUAGUGACUAUUUUAAGAAGGAUGGAGGCCUAGACUCUGCACAUCGUUUUGGAAAGGACUUCAAGAGCAACAUUGAUAGUUUGUAUCGUUAUGUGAAUGAGUCCAAGACUAAAGAAAGGCUGGAGUAUGGCUUUGUCUCUGAAUCCAUCACUGACUUUGACUCCCUCUACUGCACCGCUAACGUCACUGAUAAACAGCCUCACACCGGCUCACACACACUCGUCAGCAAUGACACACACACUCAAGGCUGCACCACCCCAUAUAAAAACGUUGACGCGAUGAUGAUGGCAUAUGCCAAAACACACACUGUCGGUUCCCUUGGUCGCACUGACACACACACACACACACACACCUCUCACCCUGGCCAGAGCAGAACCUCUAAAGAUCUCCCUCCCCUCCCUACCUGGUACCUCUACCACCCCAAAAACUGUCCCAUCCACAGGGGUGCCCCUCCCCGCCUCUCCCCCAUUGGGGCUCUCGACCCCCCCUAUCGCUCUGGGGCCCCCCCUCCGGGCCUGGAUGCGUCCUGCCUCAGCUCACCCCUGUUUCCCCGCUCUCACACCCUCCCUGCCCUGGCCGCCCCCCUCUACUACCCCUUCCUCUACCCCCCUAUCCCCCUCAGGAAAACCUCCGACCCCCCAAAACUCAUCCAGGCUCUGCCGCUGCCGCCCACGCUGACGGUUCGUAGCGUCUCAUUUGCCGGCUCUGUACAGAGAGGCGGGAUUUCCUGGAUGGGCGAUGACGUGAAGGUCCCUCUGAGAGGCCUAGGUCUGUCCUCUCUGUGCCUGCUGGAAAAAAGAGCUCUGGUCAGUGCAGUCAGUGUGGCAGUGGAGGCCAUUUUGGCUCAGUUCAGCUCCUCACGGACCCUGGUGCAGAAGUCUGCCUCCAUUAACAAGGCUCUAUCAGGAGACAGCAGUGUGAAUCCGUCUCUGGGCCGGCUGGUGCUGCAGUGUUUGUGCCCCGCCCUGCGGAGCCUGCUCUCCGAUGGCCUCAAGCCCCACCAGAGUGAUUUGAUCUUGGGCAGGAGGCCAAACUCAGCCUGGGGACUGGUCCAGGCCUCCACCAGGCCAGGGCCCAGCACUCAGUCCCUGUACAGCCUCCAGGCUAGAAUAGGAGAGCUGCCCCAGCUCCGGCAGAACAAACACAGGUUCAACGCCUUCCUCCUCGGCCUCCUCAACAUCAAGCUUAUGGAUUUCUGGCUGUCCCAUCUCCAGUCAUGCAGUGAUGUGUUGGUGACGUUCUACCAGCCCUCCUCCUUCAUGCGUUUGUCAUUGACUUCCUGCCAGCCUCUGUUUGAGGAGCUCCUCCUCCUGCUGCAGCCCCUCAGUCUCCUGACCCUUAACCUCGACCUGCUCUUCCAGCACCACCACCUGGAUCCAGCCAAUCACAGCCCAGAGAUCCCCAGCCCACCCAAUCAGGACCUGGGGUUCAGGCUCUCGCCCCGGGGGUCCGCUUCCCUAGGCAGGGGCAGCAGCUAUCUUGAGAGCCUAUCAGAGCUGGACUUUGGGAGAGCAGAACCCGAGGUGACCAAUCAUAAUGCGAGCUCGUCGUCCCUGGCCAACUCAGGGGUGGGAGGGUUGGUGGAGUCACUGAAGCCAGCGAGUCUCAGUGUGGGGCCUGCAAAGGUCUCUGGGGGUCUUGCGGAGACAAGUCCUCAGCUGAUGUGGGUUCAUAAGAAAGAAAUUAGGGAGCUAGCUCCUCCUAAUGUUGAGGAGGCCAGUCUCUCCCAACAGGCAGGACAGGUGAUCCAGCAGGGAUGGGGGGCUGUGGUACGCUGGGGGGGCAAGCUGGGCCAGAACCUGGCUGAACUCAGCCUGUCUGCAGUACAGAACCAGGAGGGGACAUCCAGAGACCCCCCAGAGCCCCAGACCAGUACCCAGGCUAGGAGUGACCCUCCUCAGGUCGAUGGAGCAUUGGCGGUCCCCUGGGGUUUGGGACGGCUGUUUGGAGCCUCCAAUAACCCCACGAUACCCACACUUCCAACCAGACGUCCGUCUCAGUGGCUGUCUCCAGGGGUGUCUGUUCUGACCCGGAUGGUGAGCAGCAGUUCCAGCGCUGACCAGAGGAGGGCGCUGGAGCCCCAGCAGGUAGAAGAGGUGUUAGAGAGAGAGAUGGAGGAGACAUGGGACAACCCAAGACCCCUCAGGUCAGUCAGAACACUAUGCGACCACUCUGGCACAGGGGCGGAGCUAAGCUUCCAGAAAGGGGAGGAGUUAGUGGUUUUAGGGUGUGUCGAUCAGGACUGGAUUCGCUGUCGUCAGGGAGACCGAGAGGGGCUCGUACCCAUUGGCUACGCCUCACUGAUCCUGUGAUUUCAGACACCUGAUCAGAGUUUUGAUUGUUUGAAUAUAUCUGGGGGAGGGAAAAUGAAGUCAUAAAGCUAUAAUGUAUUUAGGCAACCAUAAAGAGGCUGUGGUGAAGUCCCAAUGCUCUCAGAGAAAUAGUUCACCCCUGAAUCUAAGUUCAAAUCACAUGUUUAUAUCUCUAAAGUGGUCCAAAGUCGUAUGUCAGGGUUCCCCAACUGGCGGCCCAUGAUUUUAUAAGGGUUUGGGUUACUUGUUGGACAUAAAAUACUACCAUCAGUAAAUGUUGGAAAUCUGUUCCAAGGUAUUCCCACACAUAGAGAGAGAUGUGAUUGUUUACAAAUCUAAGCAAGGUUUGAAAUGCUUAUAUUUUAGUCAAAUGUUAUCUGUUUGGGCUUCUUGCGGUCAAUUUGCAGUCUACAAAUGAUUUGUGAUUAUGUUCCACUGGUGGCUGAAUCUAGUUGAUGAUCUCUGGUCUAAGUGAUUUAGUUCAGUCCCUACUCCGCACCAUCUGUUGUGUAGAUCCCACUAUAUGCACUGGUAGAAAUGUGCAAAACUCAAUCCCUAAAGAACUGUACCAUCUAAUGCCAUCUAAUUAGGGGGAUUUAAGGAAGAUUUAAUUUAGCUCACCAGAUGGUAUGGAAUAUGGACCCAGCAUGACUUCAGACCACUUUUGAAGUGUGAAAACUUCAGACAAACACUUAUCUUGGUGUGGACUAUCCCUUUAAAUGUCCUCCAUUCAUCAUCUCUCUUUUGUGACCACUGAUCUGAGAAGGACUGGAUAAAGCUUUGUAGAAUUCUAUUCAUAGGUUGCACCUCCGUCACGUCAUACCAAGCCGCCAUCGGCGGUGACCUAAAGUGGUGAUAAGCCCCGUCGUUCUGAACUGAGUCUAACUACGGUUUAGUCUAAAUUACAAUAUAGUGCCUGUGGAAAUACGGUGUCGUUGCUAAAGUAGUCAAAUAUGUAGUAGGAAACAACUUUCCCAGCAUGAUCAUGUCGUCAAAUUUACUUUAGACAGAUGGCAACGUCAUCAUCUAGCAAAAUUUGGCAAAAAUAGCUAGCAAAGCUAACAUUAGCUAGUUGCAAUCAGAUGGCCUCCCCUCAAUUUAAGCUAGUUAGCUAAUGUUAUACUGCAUUUAAAGUCUAUCUGGUGACAUCAAAAUGAUGACGAAAGAAUUUCCUAAUAAUUAUUUGCCUGUUUUUGAAUGUCAUCCUGGCCACUGAAAUACACUUUGGAUGAAAUCUUCAUCAGCGCUUAUUGAUGAUGCAUUGAGUAGAACGCUCAGUCGGGCAUCAGUCCAAACGAACGUUAAAAACAAUAUUGUGACGAAACAUGCAACCAAUGCAUUCAGCUUAUCCAAACACUUUCAGAUCAGCAGUCACUAUGGGAAGAUGUAUAGCCUGGUAGCCAGGUCGGUUUCUGCUCUAGACCCAGACCUUGCCGCCAGGCUAACCGGUGAAGGGAGCCAUGGUAGAGUAUUGGAGCGUAGCCCCUGUAGUACCAUAGUGAAAUGUAGCUGUUUUCUGUGUUCUAUUUGACCUUUCACCCCUAUUGAUCUCUCACCUCUUUCACUUGGUCUCUGUGUGUUUGACAUGUUCCCACUACAAUUAAUAGUCCGUUUAAAAAGGAUAACUAUUUGACUGUAUAAAUAUACAUACAUAAUAUAUAGGUAUAUGAAUAUAGAUUAAUUUAACCGAUAGAUAGAUAACCAAGAGAAAACAGAUAAUUUGUAAGUCGCUCUGGAUAAGAGCGUCUGCUAAAUGACUUAAAUGUAAAUGUAGUCAAACGUUACUAUAGAUAAGGUUGAUCAUGAAUCAAAUUGAUAAGUGAUCUGGCCUUUUAUCCCCAACUCACCAGUCACUACUCUAUAGUCAUUAUACACACGGACAGCUCCAGUGUUUUUGUCAAUUAUUGGAAUCCAGUGGCUUCAUUUUAGUGUGUGUUUGCAUUGUCUUGACUUCAUAUCCUUCAUAUCUUCAUCAUAACCUGAUAGAUUUAGUCUCAUACCUUUAGACUGUAUUUAUUGUAUAAUGAAUGCUUUGAGUGAAUGCAGUGGGGUUGGGCUCAAUAUGGCAGUCAAUUCAGGAAGUAAACUGAAAUCCCAAUUCGAUGAUUGAAACAGGGGCCUGUAUUUUUAAUGACUUCUUAAUGAAUUGAAAAGGAGAAGCUUUUUAUGUUUUUUAAGUAGCUGAUUUUAAAUUCAAAUCUCUUCCUGAAUUGGCAGCCUUCAAUUCGAAUUGAGCCCAACCCUUGAAUGCAGAAGAAUAUCUAUCUAUAUGACACAUAUCUAUCUAAAGGACAUUCUAGUAUCCAACAGUAUAUAAAUAUAACUGGCAUAGCAAUGCUGUAACUUCAAUCAGUCCACACCUCUUAAACCUCACUAACACAUACUACUCAGUGCUUAUAUAUCAAUGUUUUGAGACGGACAGAUAAACAGACAGGUAGACAGACAGAUAAACAGAUAGAUAAACACAGACAGAUAGACAGACAGAUAAACAGAUAGAUAAACAGACAGAAACAGUCUGAGGGACUUGAGACCUGUCUCUUUCUACUCAUCCCAGGGAUGAUCAACUCUAGUCUGGUUACUUUUCCUUUACCUCAUAGAUCAAUUGGUAUCUUUGAUUCCCCAGAUAUUUAACUUGACUGGUUACCUGGGCGUUACUAAGUCUGACUUCAAGACAAUUCAAAAGGCUACUGAGACCAGUAGACAAUGUGGGUUUCCAGGGCCAUAGUUGUAUGUUCCUGACCGUGACUAUCCAAGCUUUCAGAUGAAGCAGUAAGCUACUCCCUGAUGUACUGUAUGUGUAUGAAGACACCACGACUGUCAAGCCUAUGUGUUUGAGGGAGAGGCUGCCCUUCCCCCAACCGUACCCCAGCUCUCAUACAGUGGGGAGAACAAGUAUUUGACACACUGCCGAUUUUGCAGGUUUUCCUACUUACAAAGCAUGUAGAAGUCUGUAAUUUUUAUCAACUGUGAGAGACAGAAUCUGAAACAAAAAUCCCGAAAAUCAACAUUGUAUGAUUUUUAAGUAAUUAAAUUGCAUUUUAUUGUA